This is a messenger RNA of Tetrahymena thermophila SB210, 1740 nucleotides long. RefSeq names its product EF hand protein. The transcript is spliced from 6 exons. Gene Ontology annotation, molecular function: calcium ion binding. NCBI's taxonomy places the organism in Eukaryota, Ciliophora, Oligohymenophorea, Hymenostomatida, Tetrahymenidae. The record is from RefSeq and is a predicted model, not a curated record.
AUGAGCAUUAUUCACCGCAUAUUAGAUCUUCUUAUCUUUAUUGGCGAUGAAGAAGAAUAAACUGAAAUACUUAAAUUUGAAGCUUUUCAACAAAAAAAUUUCUCAAUAGCAGUUGCUUUUAUGCGCAUAGAUUAACAAUAAAAAGGAUUUAUUAAAGCUUGUGAUUUACAAGAUUUUUUAUCUUCAAAUGGGUAUCAUAGUAAUGGUAAUGCAUCAUUAAAAUAUGUAUCUCAUUAUGAUUUCGAUGGAGACGAAUAACUUACUUUAAAAGAAUUUGAAAGAGCUCUACUUCCUUAAUCAUCUGCUCUAUUAAAGCAAGAUAUCAUCAAACGACCUGGCUACAAUGUGAUAAAAAAGCUACCUAUCAAACUAGAAGAAAAAUUGUUCUUAAUAAUUAAAAAACAAAUAUAGUUUUACCAUAAAUUACUGACCAAACUAUCAAUGAUAUGGCUUGACUUCAAAUUAGAUUUAGAAUAAAUUUUUUAGUUUUUGGAUGCUAAUUAAAUGGGAUAUAUAAAUGCUUAAGGACUCUACUAAAUAUUUUAAGAGUUUGGUUAUACUUUGUAUAAAGAUUAAAUAUAAUUUAUCAUGCAAAAAUUUGAUUUAAAUUUAAAUGGAGUAAUCACUUAAAAGGAUUUUUGUAAUUUGCUUUAAAUUACUAGCGAAAUAGCUGAGGAUAUGCUUGUCAAUUAGCAAUCUGUACAUGAAUUAAAAUCUGAAAAUAGAUUUUCUAAUAGAAAUUAGCGUUCAUUAACACAAUAAGGAGAAAGUCCUGGUAGUUCUUUGAAAUAUGAAUAAAACUCUCACAAUAAUUAAUUCAAUAAAUAUCAAGAAAAAAGAACAGAUUCUUUAAAUACCACUAACACUUCAAGAAAAAGAAUAAUUUCUUUAAAUAAGCCAGGAAAUAGCUAAAUUAAUAACUUGUCAAUGUCUUAUCAAAUUCACUUGAAUGAUACCUUUUCUUAUGCAAAAAAAAGAUGCAUUUCUUCAAAUAGAGCAUGCCAAAAAAAGACAGAUUAUUAAAAAAUCAUCAAUAAAGAUUUAACUCAAUUUUUAAAAUUUUUGGUUGAAUACUCUAAAAGGAUAUCACAUAUAGAUUAAUUAAAAGUACAGCUGCUAUCAUAGCCAGAUAUAGAUGCAACUGUUAUUUUUUCUUUAUUUGAUAAACAUUAAAGAGGUUUUUUGGGAUAAGACGAUUUUACAGAAGGGAUGUAUAAUAUUGGGCUAAUUCCAAAUAACAUAGAAUUGAUGGUCUUAUUCAGAAGAUUUAGGCUUGAGUAGGAUAUGCUAUAAAUUUCGUUUUCUGAAUUUACUCAUAUCAUCUGUCCAUCUAACCCUCAAUUAAUUAACAACAUAUACUAAAAAUUUGACUCAUACUCCGAAUAAAAAUAUGAAUAUCUAUCUUACACAAGCCAAACUCUUUUAAGAGAUUACUUUUCUGCUGAAAUAGAGAACCAGAUGUACAAAUAUUAAUUUACUUAAAGUAUUUAAAACACAUAAUUCACAGAAAGAGAUUUGAUAUCUACAAUAAGUAAAAUAUCCCCAUUACAUCAAGGAAUAAUAACAUCUAGAGACGUAGAAAAAUAAUUGAAGUAAAACGGAUUAGUUUGUAGCAUAAAAUAUAUACAAUAACUAUUUGAAAUAUUGAACCAAAAAUAAUAAGAUAAUAGCUAAAAAUAACAUUAAGUAUAAAAUUUCAUCCAAAUAUAAAAUAUUGUAGACGAGAUACUAUAUGAGUGA